AGCCACAGUAAUAAAAUCGCAGGCGAAGCGUCACAGUCACUCCCUUCCCUCACAGAAAAAAAGUGUCACCCCUCACCCAAACCCACACCUUAGGGUUCCUCAGUUCCUCUUCUUCUCCUUUUAACCCAACAACAAGCCCUCUGAAAAAAAAAAUUCCUCAUUCCCCAAAACACCCUUCGCGCACCGCAUGGCGAAAACGAGGCCAGGCAGAAAGGACUUGGACUCGUACACCAUAAGAGGAACCAACAAGGUCGUACGAGCGUUUGGUUCUUUGGUGCUGCAGCCGGUGAUUGCGUUCUGAUGCGGCCAUCGGACACGUCGAAGCCCCCUUACGUGGCGCGCGUGGAGAAGAUCGAGCAGGACAACAGGAACAACGUGAAGGUGCGUGUGAGGUGGUACUACAGACCCGAAGAGUCCAUUGGGGGUCGCAGACAGUUCCAUGGUGCCAAAGAGCUUUUUCUCUCCGACCACUAUGAUGUGCAGAGUGCUCACACCAUAGAAGGAAAAUGCGUAGUACACUCUUUCAAGAACUACACCAAGCUGGAGAAUGUGGGUGCUGAGGAUUACUAUUGUAGAUUUGAGUACAAGGCUGCCACUGGGGCUUUCACUCCUGACCGUGUUGCUGUGUAUUGCAAGUGUGAGAUGCCAUAUAACCCGGAUGACCUCAUGGUACAAUGUGAAGGGUGCAAGGAUUGGAAUUAUCAGUUAUGUGAUCUCACCACCUGCAGAAUGAGUGGCCUAAAGGGUGUUAGAAAGUUGUAUCAUCCUGCUUGUGUGGGCAUGACCAUCGAAGAAGCAAAGAAAUUAGAUCAUUUUGUGUGUUCAGAAUGUUCAUCUGAUGAUGAUAUGAAGAAACCGCAAGCUACAUUUUCUGCAUCACCAGGAGCCGAUGGCAAGGUGGAGCCCAAGCGGCGAAAGAGAUGACCAUAAUGCAGUAGAAACCUUGUUUGGAGGCGUGAGUGACUCUUGCUGAAUUUGGGUGGCACUCUAUGGUAGCUUUUGUGUGUUGUACAGCUUCAUCUAGAGGCUAUGAACAUUUCAUUAUGUAUCUGACUUAGCUUAUAUUAUGUAUCUAUUGGUCGUAGAUUUUAUAACUGUGACAUUCCCUCAAGUGAAUUCCGAUCCAAGUGUUUAUUAUUCUUCA
This is a messenger RNA of Vigna umbellata (rice bean), 1144 nucleotides long. The record is from RefSeq and is a predicted model, not a curated record. NCBI's taxonomy places the organism in Eukaryota, Viridiplantae, Streptophyta, Magnoliopsida, Fabales, Fabaceae.